Messenger RNA from Alternaria conjuncta, 537 nucleotides. RefSeq lists its product as uncharacterized. NCBI's taxonomy places the organism in Eukaryota, Fungi, Ascomycota, Dothideomycetes, Pleosporales, Pleosporaceae. The transcript has 2 exons. Bases 1 to 537 code for a protein of 178 amino acids. The record is from RefSeq and is a predicted model, not a curated record.
AUGGCAUCCCAACCCACCAACCCACCAACCACCCGCACCCCCUCACCCGACCCCUUCGACGCCCUCCUAACCCUAGAAGACACCCUCUACACCACCGCCUACAACCUCGGCGUCUCCGACGGCGCCCACGCCGGCCGAAUUGAAGGACGAAUCUUCGGUUUGGAAAAAGGCUUCGAGAAGUUCGCUUCAUUGGGCGAGCUCCACGGACGGAGUGUAGUCUGGGGAUCACGGUUACCCGGUCUCACAUCCAAUAUCGUAUCGAAAGAGGAGGAAGCUGGAGGUAUGACGCUGCCGCAGUUAAAGAGUAAUGAGAGACUACGCAACAACACAACACUCCUGCACUCCCUAACCGACCCCCUCACCUUCGACACCGCAAACACCGAAGAAGGCGUCGCGGAUUUCGACGAUCGGUUCAAGCGCGCUGGGGCGAAAGCGAAAGUCAUUGAGCGGAUCGUCGGCGAAGCCGAAAUCACCUGGUGGAUCACGAUCACCAGCUCGAGGGAAGACAGGGCCGGUGAGAGUGACUGGGCAGAAUAA